AUGAAUUUGAAAAUUGCCUACAUUUUCUUAGCCUUAUCCGCAGCAAUAAGUUUUAUUCUAAUUUGUUUGUUGCUGGGUAAAGAAUGGAGACCAGCCACCUGUGGUACCAGGCCCCAGCAUAUCCAGGAGACAGGACACAGAGUCCACAAUGACCACAACCUGGUGUUUGCUGAUCUUACCCCAGGAGAAAUGGUGCGAGUGGUGAAGUAUCUGCGGGAAAACCUUGGAGUGCCACUGGUAGAUGCCUCUCGUGCAAAUCCCUCCGACAACUGCAUUUACUACAUCAGCAUGCAGCUCCCCACCAAGGCAGAGGUACUGCGGUUCUUGGAUCGAGGGGGAGUUCGCCCCCCACGGCAGGCACUAGCUGUUAUUUUCUUUGGAAAUCAGCCAAUGCCAAAUGUUACAGAAUAUCUGGUGGGCCCUCUGCCAAAGCCAACAUAUCACAGGGACAUCACAGUGCUGAAGUAUGGAAGGAAGCUACCAUAUUAUGGCAGACUGAUUCUACAAAAUGAGUAUGACCAGAUCGAUGCUUUUUUACGGAGCAGGGAAUUCCCCAAAGCACCAAACUUCAUGAGUCAGGUAUUUGAUUACAAUGGGACUAACCUGGCAUCUCUCAAUGUGGCCCCUCGAGGAUUUCAGUCUGGAGAUCGCAAAACCUGGAUUCUUCACUUUCAGGCUGUGACUGGCUUUUAUGUGCAUCCUAUGGGGCUGGAGGUACUGGUUGAUCACAGCAGCCUGAAUAUCUCCCAGUGGAAGGUAUUGAAAGUAUUCUAUAAUGGCCAAUACUUCGAGGGGAUGGUGCAGCUGGAGAGUGAGUUCAAGCAGGGCCAUGUGAAGGUGGACAAAGUGAAAAAAACCCCCACCGAUGGGGGAUACUCCUCCCUGAAGCCUAGAGUGCCCCACCAGAAUCCGGGGCCCUUGCAGUAUGAGCCUCGUGGGCCUCGCUAUAGCAUCAGAAGCAACCAAGUUGUCUUCCAGGCCUGGAGCUUUGCCUUUGGAAUGGAUGUGCAUACAGGGCCACGACUCUUUGACAUUAGGUUUAAGGGUGAGAGGAUUGCCUAUGAACUCGGCCUCCAGGAAGCCUCUGCAAUUUACAGCUCCAAUAGUCCAGGGGCGAUGUCCGCCAGAUACCUGGAUGCAAGCUAUGGCAUUGGAAAAUUUGCAUUCUCGCUUGUCCCAGGGGUUGAUUGCCCCUACUUAGCAACGUAUUUGGAUAGCUACUACUUAAUUGAUUCCUUCAUGCCUGAGAAGCGUGAAAACUCCAUCUGCAUUUUUGAGGAGAAUUCUGAAAUCCCUGUUAGACGCCAUUAUAGCAAGAUGAACUAUGGGGGCCUGGCCAGCUCAGUUCUGGUGUUUAGGACAAUUUCAACUCUUGAAAACUAUGACUAUAUUUGGAACUUUAUAUUCCACCAGAGUGGAGCUGUUGAAGUCAAAGUCCAAGCCACUGGAUACAUAAGUUCCUCCUUUUUCUUUGGUGAUGGUACUGAAUUUGGAAGUAGGGUUCAGGAGCACACCCUCGGGACCAUGCAUAAUCAUGCCCUGCAUUUUAAGGUGGACCUAGAUAUUGGCGGGACAAAAAAUUCUCUGGUAACCCAUGACAUGGCAUUUGAGACUGUGCAGGUUCCUUGGAGCCCAGAGCACCAUAUAGAGCGCCCACGGCUCAUCAAGAAAGUCCUGGACAAGGAGGACAAGGCUGCAUUCCGUCUGGACUCAAAGAUGCCCAGAUACAUCUAUUUUGCUGCCAACAGUGAAAAUAAGUGGGGCCAGGAGCAAGGUUACAGGUUCCAGAUUAUUAGCUUUCCUGGGGACCAUCUGCCAGAAACAAGCACAAUGGAGAGAGCCAUCAGCUGGGGGAGGUACAAACUGGCCGUCACUAAACGGAAAGAAGAUGAACCAACCAGCAGUAGCAUCUACAACCAGAAUGACCCCUGGACACCCACUGUGGCCUUUGCUGACUUCAUAAAUAAUGAAACCAUCAUAAAUGAGGACCUGGUUGCAUGGAUAACAAUUGGUUUCCUUCACAUCCCACAUGCUGAGGAUGUGCCCAACACUGUGACAGUGGGGAAUACAGUUGGCUUUUUUCUGAGACCCUACAACUAUUAUGAUGAAGAUCCCUCCAUAUAUUCACCUGACGGUGUCUUUUUUACGAGUGAGCAGGACUUCGGUUCAUGCGAAGUCAAUCCCAUAGCAUGCUUGUCCAAAACUGCCUCCUGUUUACCAAAUUUUCCUCCGUUCACCUACAGCGGCUUCCAAAAUAUGACAAGACUCUAGAGCAGCAGUUCCCAAUCUAUAGUACGGGUACCUCCAGUGGUAUGCAGACAACCUAUCAGUGGUACGCGUUAACAGAACUAUUAUAAUUACUUAUAUAUGAAAAAAAAUUGGUGGUGGUAUUUAAGGUAGAACUGGAAAAUUUUCUAGUGGUACUUAAAGUUGUAUCGUUUUAAAUUGGUGGUGUGCAAUCUGCCAGAGUUUGGGAAUUGCUGCCCUAGAGUUACGGGUUGUAGGGCAUUGAUGGAGUAAAGAAAUGAAUCGGAGGUACCAGAGUGGUGGCUUUGCUCAACAGCUUUUUUCAUACUGCAGAACUGUCUUAGAAUCCAUGUAGUCAAUAACUUUACGUAGCUUUUUAUUGUAACUUUGCUGUUAUCAUUGCUUAAAAAUAUAUCCUUAAAGGAAAACAUAACUUCCUCAGUGUGCUGCCAGAUAGGAUUUUGUAUUACUCUUCCAUACAUUUGCAUGCUGAAAUCUAGUAUUGUAUUUUCUUGCAUAAAAUAUGCAUCUUUUCCACCCCAAGAUUUAGCUUUUGCAAAUUGGGGAAUUGAAGAAAUGCAGUAAUAGCAGUACUGUCAAAGUAAAAGUAAUGCUGCAGCACUGCACAUAGGGCUCCUUAGCUGCUGGCUGGGGACACUGCUGUAGAAACUGGUACUCAGUUACUUACCAGUAUUUUCAAGGAAAGAUCUUGUCUUCAUUCUACCUUUCAAAAGCAAGAUGCUUAUCUUAUCUGAGGUUGUGUUUUGUGUGUGUCCGAUAUGUUGAGGGGAGAGAGAAAGUGGGAGAUGGAGGGAGAAUUUCUUUUCUGUAGUGGUGUUACAAGCACAGUGUAUAACUAGCUCAGGUUAAAAUAAUUAAAUUUGAUCUUGGUUCAAA
This is a messenger RNA of Alligator sinensis (Chinese alligator), 3144 nucleotides long. Its product is annotated as membrane primary amine oxidase-like. Gene Ontology annotation, cellular component: plasma membrane. The record is from RefSeq and is a predicted model, not a curated record. Gene Ontology annotation, biological process: amine metabolic process. NCBI's taxonomy places the organism in Eukaryota, Metazoa, Chordata, Crocodylia, Alligatoridae. Gene Ontology annotation, molecular function: quinone binding; copper ion binding; primary methylamine oxidase activity.